UUUUCUGCCAAAGCACAUAAACACGUUUCAAAAUCACUUCAUAGUAAGAAACCAUUCAAUUUCUUAUGCGUGAAUGACAACGGUCGAACUGUUUCUGGCAGUCAGCUGGGGUAGGUGGGGUCACAAAGAGCCAAGAUGGCUGACUUUGAGGAGCCGCUGUCAGAUGAGGAGAAGGUCCGCAUAGCGGCCAACUUUGUGACUCAUGCCCCUCCGGGAGAGUUCAAUGAGGUCUUCAAUGAUGUGCGGCUUCUUCUCAACAAUGACAACCUCCUCAGGGAGGGGGCAUCACACUCCUUUGCCCAGUACAACAUGGAUCAGUUCACUCCUGCCAAACUAGAGGGCUAUGAUGAGCCGGUGCUGAUCACAGAGCAUGGUGACUUGGGUCAAGGACGUUUUCUUGACCCCCGCAACCGUUUGUCGUUCCGCUUCGACCACCUAAGAAAAGAAGUCACUGACGUGCAGCCAUAUGAAGGAGAAACAGCCCUGAGAAGCUGGAGAGAUGCCUGUGAUACUUCCCUUAGUGCCUAUGUCAAAGAGCACUACCCUACUGGAGUGUCCACGGUAUAUGGGAAAACGGUUGAUGGUCAGCAAACGAUCAUAGCCUGUAUUGAGGGACAUCAGUUUCAACCCAAAAACUUCUGGAACGGACGCUGUAGGUCAGAGUGGAAGCUUACCAUUGGUCAAUCCACUGCUCAGGUGGUGGGAGUGUUGAAAAUCCAGGUGCACUAUUAUGAAGAUGGGAAUGUGCAGCUGGUUAGCCAUAAGGAGGUAGAAGAAUCAAUACCAGUGGCUAACGAAAGCCAGACAGCCAAGGAGUUUGUUGACAUUAUUGAGAAUGCGGAAAAUGACUACCAGACUGCAAUCAGUGAGAACUACCAGACCAUGUCUGACACCACCUUCAAAGCCCUGCGUCGCCAGCUGCCUGUCACACGCACUAAGAUCGACUGGAACAAGAUCCUAAGUUACAAAAUUGGCAAGGAGAUGCAGAAUGCUUAGUGGAAGGUCAGGGACUGACCAGGGAGACACCUGCUCCACUGGGCCCACAACCCACCUAUACAUGCGCAAGGACUAACCAAAGCAAAGCUAUAUCAGUAUGGGGCAUGGAAUUAAUAUUUAAAAAUACACAAAAAAAAGUAUAACUGAAGAGUUGCAGAUUGUUAGGCACAGAUAUCCGUCUGCUGUAAGGUUGCGGCUAUGGAGAUAAUCGUGGUUUGGUGAAAAAGAGGUUAUGUCUGGAUGUGUGUUGUCAAAGAGUUGUGUUGAGUCAGUGUGCAGGGCUGUGCUCAGGACUGCUACAUCAAAGAAGGAAUCACAAACCUCUCUAGAUUCAGGUGUCCGACGUUAGAAUAUUUCGUUUAAUUAAACUGAUGCAGAACUUGUUCAGUAAAGAUCUUAGCACGCACAGAGAAGAACUAAGGCAGCUGAUGAGAGAAAUUAAGCACACAUUUCAGAGGCAUAAAAAUAUGAAUUGUUUGAAGGUUUUUCAUUUCAUUGUUGGUGUCGUGUAUGGUAGAAUUGGGAAUCAGGUGCAUCAGUAAAAUCGGGACAAUUUUAUCUGACAUUUUAGCUGCUAUCAAGCUUAAAGUAUUGCUAAACUGACAACAUGGUCAUAAUUUGCCAAUAAAAAAAACUGACAGUAUUUCUACCUGUUUGCAUAAAAGCAUGAUCCUCAGCAUAGCUCUGUCCUUGCACUGUAGACAUUUAAUGUUUGUCGGUGUCUGUCAGGGCUGAGGGAAUGUUUACUUGUUUUCUGUUGUGCUCCACUGAUGUACGUGUCUCCACCCAUGAAAGCUAUGAUGACUGAAAUAAGAUAAAGCAACUUCUAUGCUGCUGCAUCUGUAAUGCAUUCUCUGUUCUUUUACUUUCGGCAACCUUCAUCACCUUCAUUGCUGUACAGCUUUUCCUUUGUGAAAGGAAAAACAUACUCAUAUUAACCAAGAUUUAUUUGCCAAAAUCUCUUUCCUAUGGUAAAGAACUCCAUCCUCCCACCCAUGUAUGCAAAAUUUCUAUUUUAAUAUGCCGGUUUUUUGUUGGAGUCUUAGAAUAUUGCACUCCUGACUGUGACAAGCUGUUUGUGUAUUGGUCAAUGCCAAUUGAGAGCAAAGCUGUUGCCAUGUAAGGCAAGAUCAUAUACUGUAUAUGUUACAUGACCUCUGUAAGGCCACAUCAUACUGUGUGUGUUACAUGACUUCUCAGUAGGCUGACUCUGGAUCAGUUACUUGUUAGCUAUACUAUGUGCAGUGUUCAACCCUCACACUAUACUACAACUGUGUGCCGAUCAGUUAUAAACUUCAAGACUGUACUGCCCCAUUCUGUUGUACAAAUAAAUGGAUUGAACAUC
Molecule: messenger RNA, 2341 nt
Organism: Acanthopagrus latus (yellowfin seabream)
Lineage: Eukaryota; Metazoa; Chordata; Actinopteri; Spariformes; Sparidae
Gene: capza1b
Product: capping actin protein of muscle Z-line subunit alpha 1b
Exons: 10
Coding region: 136-996 (286 amino acids)
Biological process (GO): actin cytoskeleton organization; barbed-end actin filament capping
Cellular component (GO): actin cortical patch; F-actin capping protein complex
Molecular function (GO): actin filament binding
Source: RefSeq, a predicted model, not a curated record